This is a messenger RNA of Panicum hallii, 2704 nucleotides long. RefSeq lists its product as uncharacterized. The transcript is spliced from 3 exons. The record is from RefSeq and is a predicted model, not a curated record. NCBI's taxonomy places the organism in Eukaryota, Viridiplantae, Streptophyta, Magnoliopsida, Poales, Poaceae. Bases 294 to 995 code for a protein of 233 amino acids.
GGCGGCAGUGGCGGGCGGCUGCAGGCAGGCGCCAGGCGGGCGGCGGUGGCGGACUGAUGGGCCGCAGGGGGAGGGGCGGAGGGCAGCUGGGCAGCAGGGGUGGCCGCCGGGCACCGGUGGGCGCCCUGGAGCCGAGGCGGCACGCACGGUGACUAGGCCUGAUGGUGUCGGCAGCACCGCAGCGGCGCAGCAGGCAGCUCGCACGCGUGGUGCACGGCUGGGGCCGGCGCAUCCAGGCUGGCGUAUCUUCAAUUCCUCAUACUCAAAACUAGACAAUUGCUAAGGUCUGAAACAUGAAGAGGAAGAAGGGGGGUAGUGCUGCUGCAAAGAAGAAGCAGUCUGAACCAGAAAACGUUCUUCCAUCUACCAAUCAAAGUCAGAUGCAAUUGGUAGUAUUUCAAGAGCACAGUGGCACUGGAACAAGCGCAGAACCACCUGAACCAGUGAGAGGUGAGCAAGGCCAGCAAGCCGAGACCCCAAUAAUAGAAGAUGAUGAAUCUAUGUCUGUGGAUGAAACUGAACCCAGUGAUGGAGACAAUGAUGACUAUAGCAUUGAGCAUGAUCCUGGAUUGAGGGCUCCUAUCUCAAGCUAUGAUGUCAAUGGCCAAGAUUCAGUUAGAAGGGCAUACAUUGCAUUAGGGCCAUGUCAACCAAAGAUGAAUAGGGAGGAUUUUCCGCAACAUGAUUGUGGAGAUAGCUGUAAAUUUGCUGGUGGAGAUGCUUUUGUUGAUGGAGGGUUUCAAAAUUGGAAUAUGAAAGUCAGAAUCAACAGGAAUGCCGGUAAGAUCGAUAGUGCUCAUAGUGAAGCUGAAGAGAAAUACAAUAUGUUCAUGAGAACUUUUCAUGGUCAUGAUGAGACAAAGGCAUCAAACAAUGCAGCGAACUUCAGGGAACUUUUGGCAUGGUUGGCAGGGAAUUUUGAAGAAGUUAAUAAGGUGGUUCUAGAAAAUGCUCCACAAAAUGGUCAAAUUAUAGACCACAAGAUUCAAAAAUAGCUCAUUGCUUCUUGUGCUCAUGAAACAACCAAAUUUAUCAUAGAGGAACUUGGUGAUGAGUGUUUUGCAAUUGUUGCCGAUGAAUCCAGUGAUGCAUACCAACAAGAGCAAUUAGCUAUUGUCUUGCGUUUUGUCAAUAAAAUAGGAGAGCCGGUUGAGCGGUUUCUUGGCCUUGUCCAUGUUGAAGAUACUACAUCAUUGACUCUGAAAGAAGCAAUCAAGUCCUUGCUUACGAAAUAUCAAUUGGCCCUAUCUAAGGUACGUGGGCAAGGAUAUGAUGGAGCUAGUAAUAUGAAGGGUCAUGUUAAUGGCUUGAAGAAACAAAUUAUGGAUGAGUCUCCUUCAGCUUAUUAUGUCCAUUGCUUCGCCCAUGAACUUCAACUAACCCUUGUAGCUGUUGCUAAGGAGAAUAUUGAUUGCACCUGGUUCUUUGGGCAGCUUGCAUAUUUGUUGAAUGUUUUAGGGAUGUCUUGUAAGAAGAUCUGCAUGCUUCGCGUGGCUCAAGCUGAGUAUAUGAUUGAAGCAUUGAUAUUGGAUGGAAUUGAAACUGGGCAAGGGAUGAAUCAAGAGAUGGGCUUAGCAAGGCCAGGUGAUACACGUUGGGGAUCUUCACUACAGAACUGUAAUGCAUGUUAUGGCUUUGUAUCCCUCAAUAAGAAAAGUUCUCUUCAAAGUUGGGAAUGAAAAAUAGUAGUGCUACUGAAGCUAUUGGAGCUCAAACCAUGUUGAUAGUAUUUAAGUCAUUUGAGUUUGAUUUCCUGCUGCACUUGAUGAAUGAAAAAUUUGGAUACACAAAUAACUUAUGCAAUGCUUUGCAAAAGAGGGAGCAGGAUAUCGUAAAUGCUAUGGAUCUUCUUGAGUUCACAAAGGUAGAAUUGAAUGUUUUGAGAGAAGAUGCUGGAUGGGAGGAAUUUCUCAAGAAGGUCACUUCUUUUUGUGAGAAGCACAAUGUUAAAGUUGUUCAUAUGAAUGGGAAGUAUGUUCCUAUGCAAAGAUCAAAGCAGUUCUUUAGAGGUGCCGUCAAUUACCACAGGUUUCAUGCUGGAAUAUUUUUGGGUAUCAUUGAUAGGCAAGUCCAGGACCUUAAUAAUAGGUUUGAUGAGGUAAACACUCAAUUACUUAGAUGCAUGGCAUCAUUCAAUCCAGCGAAUUCCUUUCAUACUUUUAAUAUUGAGAACUUGGUUAAGCUUGCUGGAUUCUAUCCUCAUGACUUUGGAGUUGAAGAAAUGAACCAACUCUCCUUUCAACUGAACCACUAUAUUAAUGAUGUGAGGAAUGAUGAAGACUUCACAAACUUGAGAAGUCUAGCAGAGCUGUCCAUAAUGCUAGUUAAAACAAGCAAGGUUUCUCGGUAUGACCUUGUUUACAAACUUCUCAAAUUGGCGCUAGUUCUUGCAACAGCUGGUGUUGAAAGGAUCUUUUCUAUAAUGAACUUGAUAAAAAAACAAGCGAAGAAGUAAGAUGGGGCAAAAAUAUUUGAAUGGUUGCUUGGUUACAUUCAUUGAAAGGAAGUUCUCCUUCUUCUUGCAAGCUAAGGAUGGGGACAUCAUCUCCUAUUUUCAGAGCAUGAAAGACUGGAAAGUUAUCCCUUGUAAGCUUUUUUAUCAAUCUUAUUUUCUGUUUUCCUUUACGAACCGGUGCACCCUGUAUAUAUUUAAGAUGUUGUCCCUUGCCAUGUUUAUUAUUUAGCACAUCUAUGACUAUAUCUA